Molecule: messenger RNA, 1091 nt
Organism: Papilio machaon (common yellow swallowtail)
Lineage: Eukaryota; Metazoa; Arthropoda; Insecta; Lepidoptera; Papilionidae
Exons: 2
Coding region: 84-974 (296 amino acids)
Source: RefSeq, a predicted model, not a curated record
GAAACUGUAUCGAGUAUAACUUCCCUUCUAUUUUCUAAGAACACGUUGGAGUGGGUAAGGCAGUGCUCAGUUUGGCCGCAGCGAUGCGAGCGCGAGCCGUUACCGUCGCAUUCGCGCUGUGUUUUUAUUUUACAAACGCGCUUCAACAAUCUAGUUCAUUUACAGACCAAAGACUAUCGAAACUGUUAGCAUGCAACCAGGCAUUGGGACCUAUGAAAUGUUUGACGGCAUUCAGCGCGUGGCGAGCGCGAAGAGCUGUCGAUUUGAUCACAAACCAUCAAAGAACAUUCGAAGUUAACGUUGACCUAGACCAGUUUCCUUGGGAAAAAUAUGCCAAUCAAUCAGAGGAACAAGUGUACAGCGAUCUCUGCGAUGGGACAGAAAGUUUGCUGAGGUUUAGGAAACUUGAUCUUGAUUUUAACGAUGACUACACUCUGCGGUUGGGAAGUAAAGGCAACGGAACCCUGAACGUCGAUGUUAUAAAAAGCGACGGAGACACUGGCCGGGGUUACAUGAAGAAGAUGAAAAAAAAGUUUUUAAACAUUAUACCUUUACUAUUAGUUCCUGGGCUCAUCAUGUCUGCAAUCUUGCCAUUUGUCUUGCCAGCUUUAAAAAUGAUGGUCAUAGCUGUCGGUAUACUAAACAAUAUGGCACUGUCAGGCGCCGUAUUCACAUUGUUAAGAAAUAACGCAUUCAACGAAGCAAAUCAACAUAGAAUUAUUUAUGUGAACGAGGGUUACCACAACGAGAAGCAUUACCCUAUACCGACUGAUUUACAUCAUUACUCGGCAUCCAGUGAUAUUAUUAGUGAACUAGCGCCACCUGGCGGAGAAAAUAUUUUGUUAACUGACAACACUGGGAUAAAGGAUGCAAACUUGCCUUGGAUUGAUAACAGAGAUAUAACCAGUCACGUUUACUACACGGACACUAAAGUAAGACGUAAAGGUCAUAUCCCCAAAGAGACUGUACCCUAAUGUAUAUUUAGUAUAAGUCUACCUUAUUAUAAUAACUUUAAUUAUUUUAAUAUACGUAAAUCAUAAAAAUAGUGUUUUCAAUAACCUACAAACAUAUAAUACCUUAGAAAUGGCACC